Molecule: messenger RNA, 2303 nt
Organism: Daphnia carinata
Lineage: Eukaryota; Metazoa; Arthropoda; Branchiopoda; Diplostraca; Daphniidae
Gene: Ilk
Product: integrin-linked protein kinase-like
Exons: 8
Coding region: 171-1520 (449 amino acids)
Biological process (GO): protein phosphorylation; integrin-mediated signaling pathway; cell-matrix adhesion
Cellular component (GO): focal adhesion; stress fiber
Molecular function (GO): ATP binding; protein kinase activity; protein binding
Source: RefSeq, a predicted model, not a curated record
UGUUCUUGUUCUGAUAUAUUUAUUAUUUGUGUUGAAAUUCAACAGCGAAGACUAUUAAAUCUUAUCUACAAGUUUCUUGGUUAUUGGAUAAACCUUUGCCAGGUUGCUGGAGUCAAUUUAAUCACAUAUAAACAAAAGGUUUUAGUCAUUCAGGACACUGGAGGAGAAGAAUGGAGGAUAUAUUUCAUUGGUGCAGGGAAGGUAAUGCCAUGCAGGUUCGUGUUUGGCUGGAUGACACAGAACAUGAUAUGAAUCAAGGGGACGACCAUGGGUUCAGUCCUUUGCAUUGGGCAGCCAAGGAGGGGCACCUUAACUUGGUGACUCUGCUCAUCCAACGUGGUGCUAGAGUGAAUGCCACAAACAUGGGGGACGAUACUCCCCUACACUUGGCCACAGCUCAUGGUCAUAGAGAAAUUGUCAGCAUGUUGCUAAAAAAUAAAGCUGACAUCAACUUUGUCAAUGAACACGGUAACACCCCUCUGCAUUAUGCUUGCUUUUGGGGUUACUCCAAUAUUGCUGAGGAUCUGGUCAAUUAUGGCGCUUAUGUUUCUGUUGCCAACAAGUACGGCGAGAUCCCUUUGGACAAGUGUAGCGGAGCUGUAGCUAAACGAUUGCACGAAUUGGCUGUUGAAAAUGGACAAGAUCUAAAGCGAAUCGGUUUCAAGGACCAAAGCUGGUUAGGACUAAAAACUCGGAGCCGCGAUGCGACUCUGUCUCGUCACAAGGGAAUCAACAUCCAAGAAUUGUCGCUACACAAAAAACUGGCGAUAACACCGUCGGGAGAAUCGUGGCGUGGAACGUGGCAGAGUAACGACAUCGUGGCCAAGUUCUUGGCCGUUCGCCAGUGUACGCCAAGAAUCUCACGCGAUUUCAAUGAGGAAUUUCCCCGACUACGCAUCUUCUCUCACCCUAACGUGUUGCCCGUCAUCGGCUGUUGUAACGAUCCGCCCAAUCUAAUCGUCAUCAAUCAAUACAUGAUCCAUGGAUCGCUCUACUCGGUCCUUCACCAAGGCGCUGGACUAGUAGUCGACACUGCACAAGCGAUUCGAUUCGCCCUUGACGUCACACGCGGCAUGGCCUUCCUCCACUCGCUCGAAAAACAGUUGCCUAAUUUCACUCUGUCCAGCAAACACGUUAUGAUUGAUGAAGACCUUUCGGCGCGCAUUAGCAUGGCUGACGCCAAGUUCUCCUUCCAGGACAAGGGUCGUUGCUAUAGCCCUCAGUGGAUAGCCCCAGAAGCUCUUCAGAAGAAAGGAAAAGAAAUCAACGUCAAGGCGGCGGAUAUGUGGAGCUUUGCCGUUCUCUUGUGGGAACUUGCUACACGACAGGUACCUUUCGCUGAACUGUCUCCAAUGGAAGCUGGACUAAGAAUCGCUCUUGAAGGACUAAGAGUUUCAAUACCUCCUGGCUCUAGUCCACAUAUGGCCAAAUUGAUCCGAAUCUGCAUGAACGAAGAUCCAGGAAAGAGGCCCAAUUUUGAGAUGAUCACGCCCAUUCUCGAAAAGAUGAAACUACAAUAGUGAUUGGCAAUAUUUUUACCAAAUUUUUAAAGUUUACAAAGUAAAAAAAAAAAAAAGUGCCGCGAAACUCUACACACAAAGCCUUCCAAUUGGAUUCUUCGCGUAACACUGCCUCACACACACACGCAACGAUUUUGCUACAUUAACUGGUUGAAUCCCUCCCCCAGCCCAAGGACGUUAAUUUUUUUUCCCCAAUAGUUAAUACGGUAAUCCCGUGCCAAUUUGUCUCAAUCUUUUUUCUAAAAAAAACAAACCCAACGCUAACCAUGUGCCUUUCAAGCCCCUCCCCCGAAUUUUCUCACUGACGCAAUCGUUUCCUAAAUACUUAGUUUUUACGGAGAACAAAAAAAAAGAAACUACCAAAUAUAAUAUGCUAUGAUCAUAUAUUUGUUAUUAUUAUUAUUAUUACAUUUACACCAGGAACAAAGAAUUGUUUUUGAUUGCUUACCAACAAGAGGAUUUUUUUUUGUGGGGUGUAGAAGUGAUGAGGAGCUAGAAUCCAAAGAAUUGCAGAGGUGGAUAGCAGAUCUGAUGGGGGGAAAAAAAUGGGAGAAGAAUAAUAUCUAUAUACAAAUCAUGAUUUGGUUUUGGUUGGUAAUCUGCCUUUUUCCUUUUUGCGAAAAACCUCGAAAAAAUAAUAAUAAAGAUGAGAUCGAGACACAGUGGGGAAAAAGAAGAAAACAAAAGAAUUUUAAGUGAAAGAUUUCCAGAGUAUGUGAUAAAUUUAGUUGAUUUUCCCUACACAAGUCGAAUGGAUCCAAAAGAGAGGGGACAAAAAAAGAA